UGGCAGGUAUGGAGGUGUGUGUGCCGCGGCUGCGACCCACGGUGGGUGUGGUGCUAGCACUGCCCUACGCUCUCAUGAUGAUCUUCCUCGCCCUCCUCGCCUACUUCGUCAGAGACUGGCGCACCCUCCAUGCUGCUGCCACCUUCCCUUUGUUGCUCCUCUUCAUCCCUGUUCUCUAUUUGGUGGACGAGUCGCCCAGGUGGUUGCUGGUGCACGGUCGUGUGCACGAGACAGUGAAGGUGCUACAACGAGGGGCGCGCCUUAACAAGGUGAUGCUGCCUGAAACCACCAUACUCACUGCCAUCAUAUCUCCCACCAGUGAGGUGAGUCUUUAUCAUCUCUCACAGCAGUGAGGCUAGUCUCUAUCAUCUCUCCCACCAGUGAGGUGAGUCUCUAUCAUGUCUCACACCAGUCAGGUGAGUCUAUCAUCUCUCCACUAUCAUAAAUCCACUAGACUUUGAGAAACCCAUUGGCAACAUGCCCAUGCACUCAGCCCCAGGCCCACACUCGUGGAACACUGUGUUCAUUAAGAACGGCAAGAAACCCCUUUCGCAUGCCCUAAGUAUGCUAUGGAAAAGGAGCAUAGACAUGGGUGAAAUUCCACAUAACUAAAAACAACGGAUAUAACCCCACUCCAUAAAGGUUGCAGCAAAGCAUUAGCUAAGAACUAUAGACUAAUAGCCCUAAACUCCCACAUCAUAAAAGUCUUUGAAAGAGUACUAAGAAGCAUGACCGGAAACCACUUGACUUCCCCAAACCUGCACAAUCCAGGGCAACAUGGGUUCAGAGCAGGUCGCUCGUGCCUCUUACAACUACUGGAUCACUAUGAUAUGGUCUUGGAUGUACUGGAAGACAAACAGAAUGCAGAUGUAAUAUACACCAACUUUGCAAAAGCCUUUAACAAGUGCGAUCAUGGUGUAAUAGCGCACAAAAUGCGUGUUAAAGGGAUAACUGGGGUAGUGGGGAGAUGGAUGUUCAAUGAAGACAAAUUCGAACUACUCCGUUAUGGAAAACUGGAGGAGAUAAUAAUUAGAACUGAGUAUACUACUGAGUAUACUACAAACUCUGUUAUCAUAUAAUACAUAGGAAAAGCAAUGUGAGGGAUCUGGAAGU
Cherax quadricarinatus is the source of this 1113-nucleotide messenger RNA. The record is from RefSeq and is a predicted model, not a curated record. NCBI's taxonomy places the organism in Eukaryota, Metazoa, Arthropoda, Malacostraca, Decapoda, Parastacidae.